ACCAAGUGGGGUGGAUGAAUAUUGAGGUUUCUAUUUGAUUUUGUUGAAAAUUUUGGUUGAGUUUUGGGUUCUGGGGUUGUCAUUUUACAUCACCAAGUUGUGAUUUUUUUAACAUUUUGGGAGAAGCCAAGAGUUUAGUAAUUCAUGUCUACUUGUAUUUUGAGCAAUUGGGCUGUGCUUUUACUCCUUAAUGCAGCUUAAAUGCAUAGGGUCUUCAUGAAUUGCAAAUGAGUGUUGGGAUCUUGAACUGCAUAUUUGAGUUGUGGAGUUUUUUGUAAUGUUACCAAGUUGUGAACUUUUCCUGUUAAAGGCACAAGUUUGAGCUGAGUGGUGAGGUUUUUGAGUAGAAGAAGCUGUAAAUCUUUUAGGAAUUUGAAUAUGAUCAUUGGAGGUAAUGCCGAGGAUAAAAGGGAGAAAGAGAGUACUGUUGAUAAUACUAGGGAAGAAAGAGCUGGUACAGACGAUUUUGGGCGAGCAAUAUCGAGGACCGCAGUGGCACAGAUAUGUGAAAGUAUUGGAUUUGAGAUCUUCAAUGAAUCUGCUCUUGAAUCACUUGCAGACAUUGCAAUUAAGUAUAUACUUGACCUAGGGAAGACUGCUAGUAGUAGUGCUAAUUUAGCUGGAAGAACACAGUGCAAUGUGUUUGAUAUUAUUCAUGGAUUAGAGGAUAUGUGUGCCUCCACUGGUUUUCUGCGAGCAUCGGAAGUGAACCGCUGUGGGUUAAGUUCUGGUAUUGUUAGCGAGAUGGUUGAGUAUGUGGACUCUGCUGAAGAGAUACCAUUUUCUCAACCUCUUCCACAUUUUCCUGUGGUAAAACAUCCCAAUUUGAUACCCAGUUUUUUACAAAUUGGUGAAACACCGCCAUUUAAGCACAUACCUCCAUGGUUGCCUGCAUUUCCUGAUCCGCAUACUUAUGUACGGACCCCCACAUGGAAUGAGAGGGCAUCGGAUCCUCGAGCUGAUAAAAUUGAAUUAGCAAGACAGCGAAGGAAGGCAGAAAGAUCUUUAUUAAAUUUACAACAGCGAUUGGUAUGCAAUGGUUCAGCAGUGGCAUCAACUUCUAGGCAGCCAGAUGAUGUUGGUAUCACUUCAAGUGCUAGUAAAAGUGAAAACCCAUUUCUUGCAAAACCUUUUCAAGCUGGUGAGAAAGAUGUGGACCCAGUGGCUCUUCCAACUAAACUUUCUAGUGAGGUAGAUGAUAAAAAUCAUGUUUCUUUGCUGGAGACGUUCUCCCCAGCAAUUCAGGCAAUGAAGGAUGGGCUUUCUGAAACAGUAAAUGGUACAGAGAAAACACUUCCGGACAAGAGGCCUGCUGUCUGUUUAGAGUUUAGACCUGGAAAGAAGGCCUUAGGUGAUUCUUUGGAUCUAAGGCUUUGGAAAAAGGGUUCUGCGAGAAACGCUUCCUUGUUCCGGCGGGAUGAAGAUAGAGAUGACAAGAAGAGGAGAGCUGAGUUAAUACUGAGACAAUCUAGGGAAAAUCAGCAGGAGUUAACCCAGUUGUAAAUUAGUUGGUUAGCUUCAUGGGGUAGUUCUGUACCCUUUUCAAAACAGCAGCAAUUGAUUAGGUUUAGAUAAAAGUCAAGUCAUACUGUAAUUCUUCUGUGGAUGUCACAGAGUCUGUUUGGAUGUCGAGAUGUAGUAACGUAGAGCAUUUUUUUGAGGUUAGUCAUUGUUCAAUCUCCAAUGAAUCUAUUUCAGUGAGAAUCUUUUUCCUUU
Messenger RNA from Solanum verrucosum, 1716 nucleotides. RefSeq names its product transcription initiation factor TFIID subunit 8. Bases 379 to 1503 code for a protein of 374 amino acids. Gene Ontology annotation, molecular function: protein heterodimerization activity. Gene Ontology annotation, cellular component: transcription factor TFIID complex. The record is from RefSeq and is a predicted model, not a curated record. The transcript has a single exon. Lineage: Eukaryota; Viridiplantae; Streptophyta; Magnoliopsida; Solanales; Solanaceae.